GGCAUCCUGAGGCACUAGGCACGGUCAGUUGCAGACCCGGCUUGAAACUGUGGAUGCCUGCACAUCAGAUCCAUUGACAGGCUAUUGCGCGCUUCCGUGACCGUGCAACCUUCAACAAGAUGAUGGGCGGUAAACCUGCGGAUUAUACCGUUCGCUCCCCGAAGGUUGGUCUGCGAGUUUUGCAUAAAUACCUCGAACAAAGUGGGCCAUAUCCACAGUCCCGCAGCCUUCUUCACUCGCAUCGCCAUAACAUUGACACAAGAUGACCUCUCAUCCUUCGCCCUCAGUCUCUGUGUGGCCAGAGGUCUCAACCUCGUCGGGCCUCACUUUCUUCACUUCGCUCAGUCCGAGCAUCACGAUUGCGGCAGCCAUUCUCCUCGCCAGUCUGUACCUCCUGCCAUCUAUCAUUGGCACGAGCUUCGACCUAUUUGGACGUCGUCCCAGAGACAAGGACGGAAACUCCAUUCCGAACGGUCCCCUUGGACUUCCGAUAGUCGGGUCAUUCCCGUUCCUGACUCAUUAUCCGGAGUUAACUCUGGAUUACUGGUACAAGAAGUUCGGUCCGCUCUACUCGAUGUGGCUCGGAAACCAGCUGUUCGUUGUGGUGUCCGAUCCCGGCAUCGCCAAGGACCUCAUGGUCACUAACGGCGCAGUGUUCUCGUCCCGCAAGGAGAUGUAUAUCAAAAGCCAGCUCGUUUUUGUUGGUCGCGGUAUCACGGCGACUCCAUACAACGAUAGAUGGCGCAAGCACCGUCGCAUCGCCACGAUCUGGCUCAAUCAGCGAGCGGUGAACGGCUACACGAACGUGCUGGACUAUGAAGCAACGGUAAUGAUCAAGAACAUGUACCAGCUCAGUCAGGGCGGCCGCGCUCCCAUUAAUCCUCAGCCCCACGCGGGACGUUGUUCUCUAAACAACAUGCUCACGAUAGUCUUCGGAACACGGACCGACACCAUCCAUCAUCCCCUGGUGUUGAAGGCGCUCAAGUUAUCCCGUGAAUUCAUGAACUGCACUGGUCCGGUCUCCAACCUCGUCGACUUUGUCGCUCCCCUGCAGUGGUUCCCGACGAUCAUGUCCGUGCGCGGCAAUAAGCUGCACAAGGGACUGGCCGACACCUACGGUGGCAUGAUCAACGACAUCGAGCGUCGGAUGAAGGCCGGCGAGGAUGUACCCGACUGCCUGGCUAAGACGAUGAUCGAGCUGCGUGACGAGGAGGAUCUGGACCACCUUGAUAUGGCCAUUCUUGCAUCGGCGUUCAUGAUCGGUGGAGUCGAAACGACGGCGUCUAUCAUGCAGUGGUUCUCGGCGCUCAUUCCUGCGUAUCCGGAGAUUCAGAAGAAGGCGCAAGAGGAACUCGAUCGCGUCGUCGGUCGCAACCGUCUUCCCACGGUUGAGGACGAGAAGGACUUGCCAUACUGCCAUGCCAUUAUCAAAGAGGUCGAACGGUGCCACAACCCAUUCUGGCUCGGCACUCCCCACGUCGCGUCGGAGGACUUCACGUACAAUGGACAGUUCAUCCCGAAGGACACGGUCGUCGUCAUGAACACUCGGUCGAUGCAUUAUGACGAGACGAGGCACGCGAACCCGGAUAAAUUCGAUCCCGAGAGAUACAUCAACGACAGCACUAACAACACCGAGUCCGCCAACCUCGCUGACCCGUACGAGCGCGAUCACUGGAUGUUCGGAUUAGGGCGCCGGAUCUGCCCCGGCAUGAUUGUAGCAGAGCGCGAGAUCUGGCUGUCUAUCUCUCGCAUGCUCUGGGCGUUCAACAUGGUGGAGAUACUGGGCGAACCGAUCGACCUGAAGGAGUAUGACGGUUUAUCUGGACGUUCGCCCGUCCCCUUCCGCAUCAAGCUCGUUCCCCGCCAUGAGAACGUCGCUAAAGUACUCGGACUCUGAGCGCUAUCGGGACGAGCCCGGCGCAAGCGACAAUGUGUCGCGGAGUAUUUCCUUCAGACGACUGAGCCCGGUGCCUGUUC
Molecule: messenger RNA, 1977 nt
Organism: Laetiporus sulphureus 93-53
Lineage: Eukaryota; Fungi; Basidiomycota; Agaricomycetes; Polyporales; Laetiporaceae
Product: cytochrome P450
Exons: 8
Coding region: 263-1897 (544 amino acids)
Molecular function (GO): iron ion binding; oxidoreductase activity, acting on paired donors, with incorporation or reduction of molecular oxygen; monooxygenase activity
Source: RefSeq, a predicted model, not a curated record